This is a messenger RNA of Nerophis lumbriciformis (worm pipefish), 1380 nucleotides long. Lineage: Eukaryota; Metazoa; Chordata; Actinopteri; Syngnathiformes; Syngnathidae. The record is from RefSeq and is a predicted model, not a curated record.
AUGGUGACACUAAGGAGGAAGGGAUGCUAUAUCAAGGGAGAUGUUAUGUGUACCAUGCUUCUUCUGCUGCUCUUCUUCCUGUUGCUCUACUUGCGACAGGUCCUUUUGUCCUCUGAGUGGGAUAAAUCAGCUUGGAAGCUGGAAAUCUUCCGCCCCACCACCUCCAGUCGGACCUUGCUUGGAACUGACGAAGCCAGAGUGGCAAAGGAGUCCCCACCAUCUCCAGUCAGCCGCUCUAAACCUCAUCUACCUCCAUGUGAACCCAAGUCAAAACGCCCUCAGCCCAAGUCCAAAGUUCAGUCUAAAUCCAAAGGAAAGACGAAGUCCCGACAGAAGAAAGUCACUCCGACCAAGACCAGUGUUCCUCUUCCAACACUACCACUGUUUGACUUUCCGGGCUAUCUGCGAGAGAAGGAUAAGCGCAACUUCCAGUUGCUCAUAGAUCAACCUAGGAAAUGUCAGCCGGAAGGGUCCAAAGGAGCUGGACAAAGCCAUGAGCUGUACAUGCUCAUUGCAGUGAAAUCUGUCGCUGCAGAUUUUGAUAAGCGGCAGGUGGUACGUAGGACCUGGGGUAAAGAAACAAAAUCCAUCCGCACCGUCUUCCUCUUGGGGGUCCCCAAGAAUCGCACUGCGCUGCCACUGUGGAAUCAGCUGCUGACCUACGAAAGUCAAACUUUUGAGGACAUCUUGCUGUGGGAUUUUGAAGACACCUUUUUCAACCUGACACUGAAGGAAAUACACUUUCUGGAAUGGAUCAACCACACCUGCCCUCAAGUCAAGUUUAUCUUCAAAGGGGAUGCUGAUGUUUAUGUAAACGUGGACAACAUUAUGGAGAUGCUUCAAGAUGAAAAGUCAGACCAGGAUCUUUUUGUAGGGGAUAUUAUUGUCAAUGCCAAACCCAUUCGUCGACGCUCUUCAAAGUACUAUGUGCCAGAGUUUGUGUACGGCAGCGCUUUGUACCCAUCAUAUGCUGGGGGAGGGGGGUUCGUCAUGUCUGGAUAUACAGCUCGGAGACUAAGCGCCUCCUGUCAACAGGUGGAGCUAUUCCCCAUCGAUGAUGUCUUUCUGGGAAUGUGCCUCCAGCUUAUCGGUAUCAAGCCAUCGCGCCACCAAGGUUUUCGGACUUUUGGCAUUCCCCGUCCAUCAGCAGCGCCUCACCUUCAGACAUUCGACCCGUGUUUUUACCGGGAGCUCAUGGUGGUUCACAGCCUUAGUGUGCCCCAGAUAUGGCUCAUGUGGAACCUGCUGCAUGACCCCAAACUGAGCUGUCACAACAGGACCCGACCAACAUCAACAGCCUUCAAAUGGAAGAUAGGAAAGUCAGGAAAAGAGACUGAGACUGACUAUGAUGAGAAGAGAGUGUUUGUCACACAUGAUUAA